This is a messenger RNA of Populus nigra (black poplar), 3222 nucleotides long. RefSeq names its product probable LRR receptor-like serine/threonine-protein kinase At2g24230. Gene Ontology annotation, biological process: protein phosphorylation. Lineage: Eukaryota; Viridiplantae; Streptophyta; Magnoliopsida; Malpighiales; Salicaceae. The coding region runs from base 454 to 3018 and encodes 854 amino acids. Gene Ontology annotation, molecular function: ATP binding; protein binding; protein kinase activity. The record is from RefSeq and is a predicted model, not a curated record. The transcript has a single exon.
GUAAGCACAUAGACAAAAGUGCUUCUUCACUUGGGUUGUUUGUUUGUUCUGCUGGCUUUACCUUUUCUUGCAGAACCAGAUAGGGUAUGCUCACGUUCUCCCUUUAAACUCCAUAAUCCUCUGGUACCCUUUUGAAAUCUCAAUAGUCGCUUUCCAUUUUUUGGUCUUUAAGAUUCCAUUUUUGACCCUUUCUGUGCGUUGCACUAUCACCACAAGCUUAUAGGUCAGUGGGUUUGGAGAGUUUUAAGCCCAAGUUUUUAUCUUUUUGUUUAAAACACCUCAAAACACUCUGUUUAGUGGUGUUUAAUGGAGUUGAAUGAGCCAUAAAGUAUUAACUAAGAUGGAGUCAGAAGCAUAAAUGCUGUAGCGGUGGUUUUGUUCUGAAGCACUAGAGAGGUUGAGCUGGUUUUGGGGUUUUGGUUCAAGUUUGGAAGUUUUAGUCUUUGAGUCAAAAUGGGUUUUGGUUUCUUUGUCUCUGUAUUGAUUCUUUCUCUGUUCUUCAAGCCUUUGGCUUGUCAACAACCCAAUACAGAUGGUUUCUUUCUCUCUGAGUUUUUGAAGAACAUGGGCUUAACUUCUUCUCCGCUGUACAACUUUUCUGCUUCUGUUUGUUCAUGGCAAGGUGUGUUCUGUGAUGCCAAAAAAGAACAUGUUGUUAAGUUUCUGGCUUCUGGUUUAGGCCUCUCUGGCUCUAUUCCUGAUACCACUAUUGGUAAACUAAGCAAGCUACAAACCUUGGAUCUUAGCAACAACAAAAUCACAUCUUUUCCUUCAGAUUUGUGGAGUUUAGGCUUUCUGAAUCUCCUCAAUCUCUCUUUGAAUAAGAUUUCUGGGCCCCUUCCCAGCAACGUUGGUAAUUUUGGCGUGCUUGAAACAAUUGAUCUAUCAAGCAACAACUUUUCUGGUGAAAUCCCUGCAGCAAUAAGCUCUCUUGUUAGUUUGAGGGUGCUUAAACUCGAACGAAAUGGAUUUGAAGGAAGCAUUCCAUCGGGAAUUCUGAGUUGCCAGUCACUGCAUUUUAUUGAUCUUUCAAUGAAUAAGCUGGAUGGAUCCUUACCAGAUGGUUUUGGUGCUGCUUUUCCUAAGCUCAAAACCUUAAACCUUGCAGGAAAUGGGAUUCAAGGGCGGGACUCGGAUUUCUCACUAAUGAAGUCCAUCACUACCCUUAACAUCUCCGGGAAUUCAUUUCAGGGUUCAGUAAUGGGUGUGUUUCAGGAGCUGUUGGAGGUGAUGGACCUGAGCAAAAACCAGUUUGAAGGUCACAUUUCUCAGGUACAAUUCAAUUCUACCUACAAUUGGUCUCGCUUGGUUUAUUUGGACUUGUCAGAUAAUCAGCUCAGUGGAGAAAUUUUCCAUGAUUUCAGUCAUGCCUCCAAUCUCAAGUACCUUAAUCUUGCAUUCAAUAGAUUUACUGAAGAAGAGUUCCCGCGAAUUGAUAUGCUUUCAGAAUUAGAAUAUCUUAAUUUGUCUAAAACUAGUCUCAGUGGUCACAUUCCGACUGAAAUCACACAAUUGAGUAAUUUGCACACACUUGAUCUUUCUCAGAAUCAUCUCAGUGGCAGAAUCCCUCUGCUAACUAUCAAAAACCUUCAAGUUCUUGAUAUGUCACAAAACAAUUUGAGUGGUGAAAUCCCAGUGUCCCUCUUGGAAAAUCUCCCUUGGAUGGAGAGCUACAAUUUCUCCUACAACAAUUUAACCCUUUGUGCUUCAGAAUUUUCCCCUGAAACCUUCCAAUCACACUUCUCUGGAUCAUUAGACAGCUGCCCAAUUGCUGCAAACCCAGGCCUUUUUCAAAGAAAAGUCUCCAACCACAAGGGAUUAAAGCUUUCUCUGGGUUUAGCCCUUUCCGUGGUUUUCAUGCUUGCUGGACUGCUAUUUCUUGCCUUUGGUUGUAGAAGGAAAUCCAAAAUGUGGGAAGCAAAGCAAACCUCGUAUAAGGAAGAGCAAAAUAUCUCAGGCCCGUUUUCCUUCCAGACUGAUUCGACAACAUGGAUUGCUGAUGUCAAGCAGGCAAAUUCAGUUCCAGUAGUGAUUUUUGAGAAGCCACUGUCGAAUAUCACAUUUGCAGACCUCUUGUCUGCAACUUCAAAUUUUGAUAGAGGCACCCUUUUAGCUGAAGGGAAAUUUGGGCCUGUAUAUAGGGGAUUUCUUCCUGGAGGAAUUCAGGUAGCUGUAAAAGUGUUGGUCCAUGGAUCCACAUUGAUAGACCAAGAAGCUGCCAGAGAACUUGAGUACCUUGGUCGAAUUAAGCACCCCAAUCUUGUACCAUUGACUGGUUACUGCUUAGCCGGGGAUCAAAGAAUUGCAAUAUACGAUUAUAUGGAGAACGGGAACUUGCAAAAUUUGCUCCAUGACUUGCCGCUUGGGAUCCGAACAACUGAAGAAUGGAGCACAGAAACAUGGGAGGAAGAUCACAAUAAUGGAAUUCAAAAUGUUGGCUCUGAAGGGUUAUUAACAACCUGGAGAUUCAGACACAAAAUUGCCCUCGGAACUGCUCGUGCAUUGGCAUUUCUUCAUCAUGGCUGCUCGCCUCCAAUUAUUCAUAGAGAUGUCAAAGCUAGUAGUGUUUAUCUAGAUUAUAACUUGGAGCCAAGAUUAUCUGAUUUUGGCCUGGCCAAGAUCUUUGGCAAUGGUUUAGAUGAGGAGAUUGCUCGUGGCUCACCUGGUUAUGUUCCACCUGAGUUUACUGAUCCAGACAACGACAGCCCUACUCCAAAAUCUGAUGUAUAUUGCUUUGGUGUUGUUUUAUUUGAGCUAAUUACUGGGAAAAGGCCAAUUGGAGAUGAUUAUGCUGAAGAGAAAAACUCCACUCUAGUUAGUUGGGUUAGAGGAUUGGUAAGGAAGAGCGAAGGGUCCAGAGCAAUUGAUCCGAAAAUUCGCAAUACUGGACCAGAACGUGAAAUGGAGGAGGCCCUCAAGAUUGGAUAUCUGUGCACAGCUGAUCUCAACUCCAAGCGACCAAGCAUGCAACAGAUAGUUGGACUUCUCAAAGAUAUUGAACCAACAUGUUAUCAAUGAAGAAGUGGAAGUUGGUUCCUGUGUUUUUUUUUUCCAACUAAGUUCCACUUUUUUUCUUUGUUGAGUUUUUUUUUAGCAGCCAUCGAGGAAUGGGAAGGAUUGUACAGUAGUCCUCAAAAAUCUGUUUAGGGUUUUUGAUGUUCUCUUUACCUUUUCCACCAUUGAUGGCCAAAAAAAUUAAUUUAUACACGAGAUUUUGAUCGA